AUGACCUAUGAGUGUAUCACCUUUCUCAAAUGGUUCAUGCAAGAAAGUAUAGAGAAGUUAUACUACCAUAAGUCAAGUAAGCCCUUAUUAUCUGGGAUAACUGCUAAUGCUAAUGAGGAAGACUACGCUUAUUUCAUUUUUGAUGCUUAUGAGACUGAUGGUAUAAUUUUCCUCUAUGUGGACCAUGAUGGUCAAGGAAUAGAGAACUGGUUUGGUUCUGACAUAGAAGAAGAAGAUGGUGGUGAAAAUAAAGAUGAAAUUGAUAACCUUAGAGAUGUGGAGGUGUACAUUAAUGAGGAUAUAAUCAUUAUGAACAAAACACAUGGUGAUGAGUUUUUGACUAAAUUAUGUGCCGAAGAGGAAGAUGAAAAUGAUAACAUAGAUGAUGAUGAUGAGGGUGAAAAAUCAUUUAAAAAACACACAUCAAACAAUUUAAAUACCUUAAAAAAUAAAAUAAAGUAA
Lactuca saligna is the source of this 462-nucleotide messenger RNA. The record is from the annotation of a GenBank genome assembly. Lineage: Eukaryota; Viridiplantae; Streptophyta; Magnoliopsida; Asterales; Asteraceae.